This is a messenger RNA of Heterobasidion irregulare TC 32-1, 426 nucleotides long. RefSeq lists its product as uncharacterized. The transcript is spliced from 2 exons. The record is from RefSeq and is a predicted model, not a curated record. Lineage: Eukaryota; Fungi; Basidiomycota; Agaricomycetes; Russulales; Bondarzewiaceae. Bases 1 to 426 code for a protein of 141 amino acids.
AUGCAAGACACUGAUGCUUAUGGGAGCGCCUCUGGCGUUCACGACCCAUCGCACUCUCUCGCGUUCAUCUCACAGGUGUCCGCUGAGCGAGUUUUGCGUUCUGCUCGGAAUUCUGACGAGGAUUGGGCAGGCGUCGUGGGUGGGUGCCAAGCUGGCGGGUGCGGAUGCACAAAUUGGAGCAGGGGAGACACCGCGCGGGUGCGGGAAGUGAAGCUCGUUGGGCCAGCCGAAUUUCCCGAGAGACGCGUCGCAGAGCAUCAGACCUCUGGGAUGAUGGCGACGGGAGACAGGCAGUCAUAUGUUGCUCCGGGCCAGAGCCUGCCGACCGAGUCGCACUCUCUGCUCCCCUCCCCUCCUCCUCCUCCUCUCCUCGUCGACGACGACGACGACACAGAGCUCGUCUCCCGCGGUUUCCUCCCCUUUUAA